AUGUCCGUACCGGUAUACCACAUAACAGACCCCAAUCUACCAACUCCGCUAGUCAAGAAAUCUCCCACCAUCAUAAAGAGAUUUCAAGAAACAUAUUUCACCAAACCUGAUUUCAUAUCAAGGUCCCCCGGUAGAGUAAACCUAAUAGGGGAACAUAUCGAUUAUGCAGAUUUCGCAGUAUUACCCAUGGCCAUCGAUGUCGACAUGCUUUGUGCAGUCAAGAUCCUCCGUAACGACCCACAAAAGAACCCUUCUAUAACUUUAACUAAUUCAGAUCGUAGAUUUGCUCAAAGGAAAUUCGAUUUACCCUUGGAUGGUUCAUUCGUUACCAUAGAUCCAUCCAUCUCAGAUUGGUCCAAUUAUUUCAAAUGUGGGCUCCAUGUGGCUCAACAAUUCUUGACGGAAUUGGAUCCAGAAAGGUUCCAAAAUAAUCCGCUCGUGGGACUGCAAGUCUUUUGUCAAGGUGACAUCCCCGUGGGAAGUGGGUUAUCCUCAUCUUCGGCAUUCAUUUGUGCUGUCGCAUUGGCGAUAAUUAGAGCUAAUAUGGGCGCUCAAUACCCGAUGAGUAAGAGUGAUUUGACUAACAUGACAGGUGUUGCGGAACACUACGUGGGUGUGAGUAAUGGUGGGAUGGAUCAAGCCGCAUCCGUGUGUGGUGAAGAAGAUCAUGCAUUGUAUGUGGCUUUCAAACCAACAUUAACAGCGACACCUUUCAAGUUCCCACAGUUGAAAGAUCAUGAUAUUCAAUUCGUGAUUGCUAAUACUCUUGUGGUGGCUAAUAAAUUCGAUACUGCUCCUACUAAUUAUAAUUUAAGAGUCAUUGAAGUCACUGCAGCAGCAAACGUAUUGGCUAAUAAGUAUGGUGUUGCAUUGCAUCAUGGUGGCGAUUUGAAUAAGGGUAAUUUAAGAGAUUUUAUGGAAGCUUAUUAUGCUAGAUAUUUUAAUGCUUCGAAUAAAUGGGAAGGUGAUGUGUCAAGUGGGAUUGAAAGAUUGACUAAGAUGUUGGAGUUAGUGGAAGAGUCUCUAGGUGAUAAGAAGGAUGGGUUCACUGUGAGUGAUGCCGCUGAUGCAUUAAAUUGUUCUCGUGAAGAAUUUACAAGAGAUUAUUUGACCAUAUUUCCCGUGAGGUUUCAAGUAUUGAAAUUAUAUCAAAGAGCCAAACAUGUAUAUUCGGAGGCUUUGAGAGUGUUGAAGGCGCUACAAUUAAUUACUCAUGAAUCUCAAUACGAAAGGGAAAGUGAAUUUUUUUCACAGUUUGGUCAAUUGAUGAAUGAGUCACAACAAUCUUGUGAUAAAUUAUAUGAAUGUUCGUGUCCUGAAAUUGAUAGUAUUUGUUCCAUUGCAUUGGAGAACGGGUCAUAUGGAUCUCGUUUGACAGGGGCUGGUUGGGGUGGAUGUACUGUGCAUUUAGUCCCUGGUGGACCAAAUGGAAGUGUGGAAAGAGUUAAGAAGGCAUUGAUUGAACAAUUUUAUAAAGUAAGAUAUCCAGGCAUAUCAGAUGAAAUAUUGGAAGAGGUAAUUAUUGUUUCCAAACCAGCACUGGGCAGUUGUCUUUAUGAAUUAGAGGAUUGA
Messenger RNA from Naumovozyma castellii, 1572 nucleotides. RefSeq lists its product as uncharacterized. NCBI's taxonomy places the organism in Eukaryota, Fungi, Ascomycota, Saccharomycetes, Saccharomycetales, Saccharomycetaceae. The transcript has a single exon. The coding region runs from base 1 to 1572 and encodes 523 amino acids. The record is from RefSeq and is a predicted model, not a curated record.